AUGUGUUCCAAAAUCGAUACAACGGUCUAUCCGGGCAACAUCAUCAACAAUGAGUUUGUCCCAACGGCCAAAACACUUCAUUGCAUCAACCCGUCCACAGGAGAGACCCUAUGGGAGGUUCCCUGCGCCACCAGAAGUGAUGUCGACAAGGCUGUCCAACAUGCCCGAACGGUCUUCAAGAGCUGGUCUAGAGUUCCAUUCGACAGCCGAGCAAAGAUGCUUUUCGCCUACACGGAUGCCAUCGAAGCUGAACGCGAAGAGCUCGAGAAGCUGCUCGUCAAAGAGUCGGGUAAGCCUCUCGAGCUCGCCAAGACCGAGUUCGACAUGAGCUUGAGAUGGCUGCGAGAAUUUGCCACCAUGGAGGUCAAGGAUGAGGUACUUGAUGAUAACGAAGACCGGACCAUAACCCAGACCUUCCCUCCUCUGGGCGUGUGUUGCGGAAUUGUUCCAUGGAAUUGGCCUGUUCUCCUUGGACUUGGUAAAAUUGGCCCGGCGCUCAUUACUGGAAACGUCAUAAUAGUCAAACCAUCACCUUUUACACCAUAUUGCGACUUGAAGCUCGGUGAGAUUGGAAGCAAGAUUUUCCCGCCGGGUGUCCUCCAGGUUAUCAGCGGCGACGAUAGUCUUGGGCCAAUGCUUACAGAGCACCCAGAUAUCGAUAAGAUCACCUUUACCGGAUCAAUCGAGACAGGUAAGCGAGUUAUGCAAAGCUGCGCAAAGACCCUGAAGAGUGUGACGCUCGAGCUCGGAGGUAAUGACCCAGCUAUUAUCUGCGAUGAUGUUGAUAUCGACGCCAUCGUGCCCAAGAUAGCAACACUUGUCUUCCUCAACUCGGGCCAAAUCUGCAUGUUAAUCAAGCGCAUUUACGUUCAUGAGAACAUCUACGACAAGUUCCGCGAUGCGUUUGUUACUUAUGCAAAGACCAUCAAAGUUGGCGAUGGGUUUGAGCCCGAUGUGCUUAUCGGCCCUCUCCAGAACUCGAUGCAAUACGAAAAACUCAAAGACUUGUACAUGUCGGUCGUCACAAACAACUGGAAGCUGGCAUUGGAGGGACGCAUCGUAUCAGAGUCAAAGGGAUACUUUGUUACCCCUUCCAUUAUUGACAACCCCCCUGAAGAUUCAAAGAUCGUUGUCGAAGAGCCUUUCGGGCCCAUCGUCCCACUUCUCAAGUGGUCCAGCGAGGAUGAAGUGCUUGACCGCGCGAAUGCUAGUAAAUGCGGGCUGGGCGCUUCAGUCUGGAGUAAGGAUUUUGACCGUGCUGAGAGAAUGGCUCGUUGUCUAUCGGCUGGUAGUGUGUGGAUUAACUCACAUUUUGAUGUUGCUCCUAACGUUCCUUUUGGUGGCCAUAAAUGGAGCGGAAUUGGCAAGAUUUGA
Fusarium coffeatum is the source of this 1374-nucleotide messenger RNA. RefSeq lists its product as uncharacterized. Gene Ontology annotation, molecular function: aldehyde dehydrogenase (NAD+) activity. Bases 1 to 1374 code for a protein of 457 amino acids. NCBI's taxonomy places the organism in Eukaryota, Fungi, Ascomycota, Sordariomycetes, Hypocreales, Nectriaceae. The record is from RefSeq and is a predicted model, not a curated record. The transcript has 4 exons.